GAAGGGGAGACCGGAAGUCCUUUGCCCGGAGGUUCCGGGUUUCCUGGGCUACUGCGAUGGCGAUGAGUUUCGAGUGGCCGUGGCAGUAUCGCUUCCCGCCCUUCUUUACGUUACAGCCGAACGUGGACACUCGGCAGAAGCAGCUGGCCGCCUGGUGCUCGCUGGUCCUGUCCUUCUGCCGCCUGCACAAACAGUCUAGCAUGACGGUGAUGGAAGCUCAGGAGAGCCCGCUCUUCAACAACGUGAAGCUACAACGGAAGCUCCCUGUGGAAUCAAUCCAGAUUGUAUUAGAGGAACUGAGGAAAAAAGGGAACCUCGAGUGGUUGGAUAAGAACAAGUCUAGCUUCCUGAUCAUGUGGCGGAGACCAGAAGAGUGGGGGAAACUCAUCUAUCAGUGGGUUUCCAGGAGUGGCCAGAACAACUCCGUGUUCACCCUGUAUGAACUGACCAAUGGGGAAGACACGGAGGAUGAGGAGUUCCAUGGGCUGGAUGAAGCAACCCUACUGCGGGCUCUGCAGGCCCUACAGCAGGAGCACAAGGCAGAGAUCAUCACCAUCAGCGAUGGCCGAGGCGUCAAGUUCUUCUAGCAGAGACCGGUUUCCCGUCACGCCUUACCUCCCACCCUUCCAGGGCUUUCAAAAGGAGACAGACCCAGUGUCCCCACAGACUGGAUCUGUGACUCCACCAGACUCAAAAGGGCUUCAGUCCAGGGAUGGGUUUCCCACUUACCCCACGUGUCUGUCCCUGGGAUAGGGAGAGGCUGAGGCGCCACUGAGAAAAGAUGUGCUUCUCAUCGCCCUACCUCCUGUCCUCGAUUGUCCCUGAGCCAGGGUCUGUAAACCCAGCACUUUACAUGUGUUCACAUAUGUAAGUACACACACGCGCCUAUACAAGCUUCUGUCUCUUCCCCCUCCCACCUCUAGCUGCUGUUGCCUCCCCUCUCAGGCUGGUGCUGGAUCCUUUCCAGCGGUGGUGGAAGCCCUGGCUGCGGGCAGCCUUCCAGGCAGUUUGAAGAUAGGAGGCCCGAGAAGGAGCAGGGCAGAGGGGCGGGGCCAGACAGUGAUUUACGAUAUUAAAAAGCUCAACCCCA
Messenger RNA from Artibeus jamaicensis (Jamaican fruit-eating bat), 1090 nucleotides. It is a transcript of the gene VPS25, whose product is annotated as vacuolar protein sorting 25 homolog. NCBI's taxonomy places the organism in Eukaryota, Metazoa, Chordata, Mammalia, Chiroptera, Phyllostomidae. The record is from RefSeq and is a predicted model, not a curated record. Gene Ontology annotation, molecular function: structural molecule activity; protein homodimerization activity. Bases 57 to 587 code for a protein of 176 amino acids. Gene Ontology annotation, biological process: protein transport to vacuole involved in ubiquitin-dependent protein catabolic process via the multivesicular body sorting pathway. The transcript is spliced from 6 exons. Gene Ontology annotation, cellular component: ESCRT II complex.